This is a messenger RNA of Toxorhynchites rutilus septentrionalis, 5977 nucleotides long. RefSeq lists its product as uncharacterized. Lineage: Eukaryota; Metazoa; Arthropoda; Insecta; Diptera; Culicidae. The transcript is spliced from 8 exons. The record is from RefSeq and is a predicted model, not a curated record. Bases 421 to 1548 code for a protein of 375 amino acids.
CACGCUCGGUAGUUGUUUGCUGAUGAAUACGCGUGAAGCAGCAGCAGUGGUAGUCAUCAUCGUCAAUGUGAUAAGCGAACGCGACAGAAGCGAAAGGACAUUUCCGACCAUGUUCUGCUGAAAAAUUUGGUGUGUCGUGCGUGCGUGCGUGUGCUGCAAAUUCUUGCAGAAAUCAACGGACGGACGGACGGACGCGUAUUUCUCAUCCGCCUGUGGCGUGUGAAUUCUUUGUUGCGUAUUUUGUGUGUUUGUUACAAACCAAAAAAAAAAGCUAGUGUUGCACCUAGGAAGUGGAACAGAUUCAAAACGGCAGCCCUUUCGAUGGAAAAUUGAUGAAAACUUCAAGUGGUGGAAAAAUUAUAGUUUCGGGAGACGGACCAGUUUCGCAUACGGUGAUGGGGGUGUACCCCCUGACAGGAAAUGCAACCACCCCAACGUUACAUACCGUCAGUUUCUGAUUUAUACGGUACAGACGAAAUAGAAUUCCUACUGGACGAAAUUCGGGAUCUCGAACCGGCCUGCUGUCAGCUAGAGGACAUUCAAGAUUUUGAGAUAGCUGGCAGCAGAGCUGGUGAGCUUUCAAUCUCGCUCGAAUCACCGCUGGGGACCUGCACAUCCUGGGACUCACAUGCACAUUAUCGUCAAAGGAUAGGGAACACACCGCUACCGUGGGGCGUUGCGUUGCACUGCGACGCCUCACAUCUGACCACUCCUACAGGCAUUGUUAGGAUAUUGCUGGUGAUAUCAUCAGCAGCCUGUCUCGCUUGUGAAUGUUCGGCUGGUACCGUACAAGUGGGAUUGUUUCUACUGCCACUCAUUGGAAGGUUGAGGUUGAUGGUAUUUUGUGCCCUAUUUUCACUGUUAGUAACGUGUUUGAUGCUGUUCUUGGAUAUAUCGCAUAUAGCGUUAAUGUUUCCCUUCAACUGGGGAAAGUUGAAUGCAUGGAUGUACCUGACAAUCGGUUUAUUAUUUCUUGUUGGUUCAUCAUUGCUAAUCCAUAUGGUAUUCUUUGCUGAGGAAUUUAUGUGGGUGCCGAAGCACACCAAGGACACAUUGUUCAUAUCAGCGAUAAUAGGUUAUGUUUGCUCCAUCGAAGCCGUGAUUCUUGCGGCGCUUACGAAAUGUCCCUCCCAGUAUCGUCACGUGAUCGACGACUACAGCGACAUGUGCUUGGAGGAGCGCGAACUUAGUCCUAUUUGUAGUAACGAGCUAACUAAUAACAUUAACAACACUUCUACCGAUAACAAUAACACAAAUGCAGCUGCGAACGAAUUAACGAAUCAUCGGAAUUACAACAACAAAAUCGAAACGGGUGAUAGCGUGACACCAAUGUGUAAUCAGAAACCUUAUAUACCAGUGAAACGUCCCGACCAAUCGUAUAAUCAGCGUCCUACCCUAGGUAAUAUGCAAAAAUCGAAUCAUCGCAACCGCCAGGGUUAUCAUUAUCAACCAAUUGCCUCAACGUCACGGCAAAGUCCCACGUUCGUCCUGGACGACGAUGCCAUACCGGGACCGUCGAACCGAUCACUGGACUAUUCCAGUGCGUGAUAAUAGAGGUACUGUUCUUUUCUACAUCUUGUCUUGGUUCUCUUCUAUCCAGUGGGAAACGGUCUAUAGGAGAUGAAAUGAUGCAUCAUUUUAGUACCUUGCACACAGCAGUUAUCGUUCGGAGUAAUGAUGUGCGAGAAGUUCACAGAACAAGAUAGAUUUAUUUGAUAGGUUAUUGUCUUCAACAAAUAUUUUACCGGUUAUUUUUAUUGGGAAGAUGAGUGCAAAAGAACUUUCUCAAGUAUAUCCGCUAUGAGUAAUCAGAAAGAACAGAAACAUCAAUGCAGUAGAGUAGAUCACAACGUAGGAUUAAAUUAGUUCAAGUUCCAUUCCUCUGGUCAGAUCCAUUGUCCAACUAUUUAGAAAUAUUUACGCGAGUAUAUAAUUCGGAAGAGAGACGCGAUCAAAUACAUGAAGAAAAGGAGCUGAUCGAGUAUAUAUAUAUUAUAAUUAGACAUCAAACAAAAUCAAAUCCUUUUUGUAUAUAGAAGAAACCGAAACUCUGAAAACGCAUAGAAGUAUGCAUUCACACCCAUUUUGUGGAGUAACUGGUGGUAGUAGCUAGAAGAUGCACCGUGCAUUGUUACAACAAAUGGGAAUUCGAAGUUGGUGCGGGAGGAUGAAGAAACAAUAAGAUAUAAAUUAUAUUAAUUUAGCAAUCAGAAGAUUUCGUAAAGUAAUAAAUUGAGCAAGUAAAAGUAAUAAAAGUAUAACAAGAACGUUUUGGAUAACUAGUUAUUUAAACUUGAACUGACAUAUGAGGAAAAAAACAUAGAAGUGUAUAAUUUCAUAAAUAUUUAUACUACAUAGCAGAGCAAACUAGUCAACAGUUUUUUUUUAAUAUAACAGAAGAUGAGAAUUGUAGAUAUCAUUACUAAUGCGGACGAUUUUUGCUAAAGCCAUGCGAAAAUACCUAGAGGCUAGAGUUGGGAAUAGAAGAAGAAGAAGAAGAAGAAAAACGCAAUUUAUGAAAGUUAGAAAUGUGUGGUAAACAUUUUCCCAAUACACCUUUGUGAUGGAAAACACAUAUUCGAAGGUGAUUAUUUGUUAUUCAAAUUGACAUAUCUUUAGCUAUGUCAUCAUUUCCACCGCGUAGGAAAAUGGCUUAGUCAAAUGUUAUUGCUAUCCAUUUUGGUUAUUACUGCAAUUCUCUCGCACAGUGGGCAAACAAGAUGUUGCUUUUUUCAAGGGUAGAAAUGUUGGCUUGUUACCACAGAUGUGUAGUUAAUGCGCCAAUGUACUUGUAAAAAAAUCUGACUUGAGUUUAGGACCAGAAUUCUGCUUAAGGAUCGUGAAAACUGCAAUGACAAUUGAGCAAUCUUUAUAAUAGAGACAGUGUAAUGGAAAGUCAAUUCGGAAGCGUUUGAUGCCAAUGAGAUGUUUCUAUUUACGGUUCAUACAGAGUAACGUGUACAUUAGUAAGGAAGCUUAGCGCUUGAAUACUUCUCCAACUAACAUAACCUACACUACAUCCGUCCCAGUGAAACUAUUUUAUAGAACUAUUUAGAUUCAGUUUGUACUUCCAUCUACAUUGUAAUCUCUCCGUAGAACGAAAUUAUGGUGCGUAGCUGAGUCAGUUUUUGGAAUAUUUAUCUUAUGUGCCGUCCAUAUUGAGAAUAUAAAAGAAAAUGCGAAAGCGCAACAUACAGAUUGGAUUACGGGGACAGAGAGCGAACGAGUUGAUUCGCCCACUUCUUUUCAAAACAAAAGAAAAUGUUGAAAUUCGUUCGGAUGUGACGCAUAACGAUAGGUUUGACAAUAAAGUAGUUUCGUUCCUGCUGUCGCAUGUAUGAUUUUGGUUUGAAAUAGUACAAUUUUUGAUCAGUAACUUUCCUUGAUUUCACGUACCGUUCAAAGACAAUAAAUAGGUAAAACAGAUAAAAUCCGAAAUGUCUCAAUGCUUCACUCGCCCACUGUGCUUCUCCUUAACACACACUGAAUUCCUAAAAACAAAAACAAUGUAUCAUAAGCUCGCUAGUGUUUUAACAAAAAAAACCAAACGGUAUUAAAAUGGUCCCAAACUACAGUUUCUACCUAAUUAAACGGAGAGUAUUACAUUUACAGAACUAUUGUUUACACAACUCUAUCAAUUUUUACCAUCGUUCAUGACAGGUUUUGCAGCAGUGAAGACAAAGUUUACCAAUUAUCAAAAUGGUACUGGAGGUUUCUUUAAGCGCCGAAAGAUAACAAUCGAACAAAUGCCGCGAACGGGCCAACUAAUCGAGACGAAAUUCCUCAGGAAAAUGUGUUCAAAUAAAAACAAUUAGAAACACUUCCUGUCAAGUGUUGCAUAAGUAAAAAAACAAACUCUAGUGACAAAUUAUACUUAAAAACAAGAAAAAAACGAAACAUAACCAAUCGAGUCGUAUCGUUUAAAAGGGGAAAGUAUUAACCAUUUUAAUUACGCAGCUCCCGCGGUGCGAGAGCUCUUUCCAAACGCACAAUGGCAUCAUUGAGGACCCGCAAAUGUUCAAAACUAAGACAACGACGAUACUCUUAGCGAUAAGAAGCACCGCGAUGGCCACCUCAAUAGUUGGUAAACUUUGGCAAAUAGUUGUAACUUACAAAAAAAAAAAGAAAUCUCAAUCUCUUGUUUAUGCGAUUACUUUUCACACAAAUUAAUGAAUAAAUGAGUAUUACAAACAAACAUGUUCAGUCUUUCCCAAACACACACAAACACAGACGUUAUCUUUUAUUUGCAAUUUACUAGCGAAAUAGAAAAAAAAUGAGCGCUUUAACAAAAGCGUGGUGGAGAAUCAGAAACUUAAAAUGAUACAUAGCGCGACACAUUCUAGUUUUUUGAAUGUUCAGUAAAUGAGAAAUGGACAGACGCAAAUAAAAUGGCAUGUGAACUCCAUUGAACACAGACAAAAUCGGUGUAAAUAUAGAUUUUAGAUAGUUUUGAUGACGGUUGUAGGAAGAUUUAUAAGAAACCAAAAAAAAAAUAAAAGAGUAACAUACCAAUAGAGAGAACUACUGCCAAAGAAUUAUCCUGAAACGUUAGUCGUCUUUAGUGAUAAUAUUAAAAUUUAAAAGCAACAAACUCGUGAGAAACUUUGUUUGGAAGGAAGACAACCUACUUGAUCUAUAUUUCCCUACGCCAAACGUUAAUUUCGGAUGGUGCAUUCGGUAAAACAACACACGGAAACGUGCGAAACUCAAUUAAUUCGCAAUCCGCUUCUAUGCACAAGCACAAAACGAAAUAAAAACGUUUCUCUUACCAUUUUGUAUUACAUUCGCGUCGGGAACGAAUCGUAUAGCAACAAAACAAAACCUAAAGCAUUAGUUUCUUUAACCAAAAAUAUAAUCAAAAUUAAAACGAAAGCAGAAAUUCGAUUCAAUAUACCAUGAUUUUACAGGGUACAUAAUUAAAAUUCCGUUUCGAGUGUGAUUUGGACAACACACAUCUUCGUAGAAAGUAUAAUGAAACAAACGCGCGAAAUUGAAACAAAAUUAUAUGAGUGAAGAGAAUUUUCAAAAAAACAAAAAAAAACAGGAAAUCAAUUCAAUAUUUAAACAUAAUACGGUUUUGACAUAACAAACGAUGUAGAUAGAAUUGUUGAAUAUGAAAUCAUGAGAUCAUCGUAAAAGAAAAUAAUAUUAAGAACCGAACAAAACAGUUUCAAAUGUUCACCCAAUAAAAAAUCGAAAACUGAAUUGUGUGAAGAGGAGAAUUCCACGUAAGCUUGUGAAAGUAACAGUUUAGUACUGAUUUUUGAACUAAAGUAGUGAAAAUAGGGCGCAACUGUAAGGACACUGAAACAGUAUGUGUUACUUUUUUCCUCCUUUCCAUUUUUGUUCAUCGUUUCCCCCCUCUAUUUAGUGAAUCUUUAGGUGUCGCAAGUGAGUGUAAUGUUCGAGUUUUCUUAGUUAAAUUCGAAACACAUUACCAGAUGUAUGUAAUUAGUUUUUGAAGAAGGAGAAAAGUGCCUGAGUUAGGAUAUAUGUUUGUGGACGAUAUUUGCGGAAUUUUUCUCCGGAUCAAUGAAUGAUCGACACAAUAGUUUCGAUAAAUUUUCUCACUGUACAAGCACAAGCUUUCUAGGCAAAUUUUCUCGUACUAGUAACUAAUAUAAUAGUCAUUUUCACUUGUUUUCAUUUUCGAUUACAUAUAUGAAAUGUGUCGUAUUGAAAUCAUUUAUUCGAUUCAUCGAUCGGUAACGAAUGACACGUCAUACCACACAGUUACACAUUUUGGCGAUAUUCGAACCGUUGGAGGCUAGAGAAAAAAGAAAACAUUUAACGAAAAUUUAAAACAAAUCAUAAACGUUUUGAGCAGGAAGUAUUACUUCGUGGCGAGAAAAAAGAUUAAUGAAAAAAGAACAACAAAACCAAAAAAAAAGAAAAAGAUUAUAGCAAAAUUAUUUUAAUUAAAACAAGAAACAAAACGAAACAAGACAAAAUCAUUGUAAAAAUAGAUAAUUCAACA